Volvox carteri f. nagariensis is the source of this 645-nucleotide messenger RNA. RefSeq lists its product as uncharacterized. Lineage: Eukaryota; Viridiplantae; Chlorophyta; Chlorophyceae; Chlamydomonadales; Volvocaceae. Bases 1 to 645 code for a protein of 214 amino acids. The record is from RefSeq and is a predicted model, not a curated record. The transcript has 9 exons.
AUGCCUACACCUUCGUCCCCUCAAUCAUCAAAGCUCAACGAUGACGACUCCGCUCGUGCGCAAGCGAAAGCUAGGCUGAGGCAGCUUGUGAGCAACUACGUGCCGGUGUUGGCUGGUGCCGCAGUGGGGGCUCGGGGCGCUGCCGCCUCCGGUCCGGUGUUUGAUACACGGGCGGGGAAAGUGGAGAACCAAGCCAGGCGAUUCACCAGUUCGCGUCUCAGGUUCGAGGUCGGCGGAAUGCAGUUCUGCGUCAACGUGAACGGUACAGCGGAGGUCGUGAAGGGCCCGCCUGGUCGUCCCUGUCAGCGCCUAAGGGCCGUGUUCACCUCCUUCGAUGUGGUGGUAGACGGCCAAAAAAGGUUGUCGCUUCCCCUGUCACUGCUCAAUCCGGUGGGGUUCGUGGACACGCCCUAUCUGGAUGACGAGCCACCCCACCCGGGCAGCACCCAGCCACCCACCCAUCCCCUGCCUGCCGCCCUGCGUGUUUCACUCGUCACCUCCUCCAUUGCCGCCGCCGCAUCUCUCUGCUAUGUGUGGUGGCCUGGCGACAUCAUGGCGCCCGACUCGCUGCUCUGCGAGGAGCAGAUUCGCAUCAGCGUUGGAGACAAGGGCUCCCUGUUCAUUGCCGCGCUGGAGGCAAGAUGA